Bolinopsis microptera is the source of this 1119-nucleotide messenger RNA. RefSeq lists its product as uncharacterized. The coding region runs from base 83 to 991 and encodes 302 amino acids. NCBI's taxonomy places the organism in Eukaryota, Metazoa, Ctenophora, Tentaculata, Lobata, Bolinopsidae. The record is from RefSeq and is a predicted model, not a curated record. The transcript is spliced from 2 exons.
AAAGCAUGUCAUAUUGAAGGCCCAAUUUCAAGAACAUCUACAGAAUUGUGACAAGAAGGCCAUAAUUGAGCCUCAGCUGGUGAUGGUUGAACGGAACUUUGGACUUCACCUCCCACCCUCGCAGGCCGUCGAGAUCGAGGCUACUCUAUCAAAUGAGUGGGAUUUAGAAAUGCCUUCUACAGCAUUCCCCAUCAACUCAUCUCCAGAGAACGGAGAAAGGGUGGAGGAGCAUCAGGUGGUCAAUUCUUUCUCGUCCAGUUCCAAUACAUGGUCUGCCAUGGCACAAGGGACUGGAGGUGGGAAGGGUGGUUAUAAUACUGGGGUUUCUUAUGAUGGAUACAGCAAAACUGUACCUGCCAGGUAUGAGUCGAUUGAUCACCAGGAUCAGUUGGAAUAUUCUCAACCAGUCCUACCAAGGAAGCCUCAUUCCAGUAAAAAGAAAAAUAAUGGAAGGCCUGAAAGAGCUGAACCUCUAAGUUCGUCACUUCUUGUUACCUCUGCAGCUGGGAAAGCACUUCGAAAACCAUCUUCAAGCUCAAGUAAGUCUGCUUCAAUCAACUCAACUGAAUCGAACAAAACACCAAGAUCUUACGGACGUGGUCGAGCUGCUACCAUGCAGGCACAAGAAGGUUACCAUGUCACUAACCAGAACACAGGACCAGGAAGCUAUGUUGUCCAGUCCCCGCCGGAACAUAUAGACAGAAACAAUAGUCAGCCAGAUUCUUCAUUUGGUAGAGGAAGAGGUGCGAGCUAUUUGAAUGCUGAUCAACCAACUUUAAGAAAACCUGGAAUGAGUGAGAAGGGGACCAAGGAAGAUCUGGAAAAGGAGAGAUUGAAGCUGAUAAAACAGAUUAGGGAGGCUAAGUUGUUGGAGGAGAGAUUAGCGAAGGGAGAACUUUUGGAGGAAAAUCAGGUGUCCAAGCUAGCCAAGUUAGCAUUAAUGCAAAAUGAGCUGAACGAAAUCUGUAAGCAACUACAAAAUAAUAUCUGAAAAGAAAGAUCUAGUGCAGUGUUCAAACUUUAGGGGUACAUUUAGUUUAAAGUACUUUGAAACACAAAUUACUGAUUGAUCUAAACUAAACUCUAUACUUGAACGAUUUUAAAAAUUUAUUAUUUAUC